Messenger RNA from Carcharodon carcharias (great white shark), 2196 nucleotides. RefSeq names its product family with sequence similarity 49 member Bb (gene cyribb). The coding region runs from base 509 to 1507 and encodes 332 amino acids. Gene Ontology annotation, biological process: regulation of actin filament polymerization; positive regulation of T cell activation. The record is from RefSeq and is a predicted model, not a curated record. NCBI's taxonomy places the organism in Eukaryota, Metazoa, Chordata, Chondrichthyes, Lamniformes, Lamnidae. Gene Ontology annotation, molecular function: small GTPase binding. The transcript is spliced from 15 exons.
UUGAAAAGAUAGUUUUCUGAAACAGCCCACUUUCGUCCUAGAGAUGAACAGGAUUCCUAUACACCAGUCUCCGGAGAGGGCUGCGUGAUUGUGAAAGCUUGUCUAGAUUAGCUCCUGUGUUGGUUGGACAAGAUUUCAUUUUUUUUAAUCCACCUUUUCCGCCACCGAACAGUGAACACUUCUGUUUAUCGUGUAUGUCAUGAUUUUACACUUGUAUGAACGACUGGGAGUCAACAGAUAAAGCAGCAAAAGUUGUAGAUGGCAAUUCAUGCUUGGGGCAGCCUUCUGGUACCUUGCUGAAGUGGGCAAGUUGUGACUGGAUGCAGUUGACAUUAUUUGCAAUCCACACAUAACUGUACUCUUCCCCCUUGGUACCUUAACAUGGGGAACCUUCUUAAAGUUUUGACAUGCACAGAUCUUGAGCAGGGGCCAAAUUUUUUCCUUGACUUUGAAACUCUAAAGAGCAGCUCCGCUGUAUGUCCAUCAGUACUCAAAGCAAACUUGCUAAAUGGGGAAAAACCUGAAGAUAGAUGAUUGCUCUGGUUCAAAAAUGCUGAUCCCAAUGUGUCGAGCUAUUCCAAGUCGAACCAAUGACCAAGCAGCAGAUGCACAGCCUACAGAUGCUGAAAGCGAAGUAUUUAAUCAGGUGAAUGUAGUAUUAAAGGAUGCAGAGGGAAUCCUGGAUGAUCUACAAUCGUACAGAGGGGCAGGACAUGAAAUAAGAGAGGCAAUCCAACAUCCAAGCGAUGAAAAUUUGCAAGAAAAAGCAUGGAGUGCAGUGUGUCCACUAGUAGGAAAACUAAAGAAGUUCUAUGAAUUCUCCCAGAGAUUAGAAGCAGCGUUGCAUGGCUUGUUGGGAGCGCUGACGAGCACACCAUAUAGUCCCACACAACAUCUUGAGCGAGAGCAGGCUCUUGCCAAGCAGUUUGCUGAGAUCCUUCAUUUCACUCUACGAUUUGACGAACUUAAGAUGACAAACCCUGCUAUACAGAAUGACUUCAGUUACUACAGGAGAACUUUAAGUCGUAUGAGGAUCAAUAAUGUUCCAGCAGAAGGAGAAAAUGAAGUAAAUAAUGAACUGGCCAAUAGAAUGUCCCUGUUUUAUGCUGAAGCAACUCCAAUGCUGAAAACCUUGAGUGAUGCCACAACAAAAUUUGUUUCGGAUAACAAGUCUCUACCCAUAGAAAACACCACUGACUGCUUAAGCACUAUGGCAAGUGUAUGCAGAGUUAUGCUGGAGACACCGGAAUACAGAAGCAGAUUUGCAAGUGAAGAAACAGUAUCAUUUUGUCUGAGGGUGAUGGUGGGUGUCAUCAUUCUUUAUGACCAUGUGCAUCCAGUUGGGGCAUUUGCUAAAACGUCCAAAAUUGAUAUGAAAGGGUGCAUAAAAGUCUUAAAGGAUCAGCCUCCAAAUAGUGUAGAAGGCCUUCUGAAUGCUCUCAGGUACACCACCAAACAUUUGAAUGAUGAGACUACCUCCAAGCAAAUUAAGACAAUGUUGCAGUAAAGCAUAGCAACAGAGCUGGCUACAGAGAACAGUAUUUCGCAAUGUUCGAGAUGCAGAGAUAUGUUUUUAAUGUUUAAAGAAUGCAACUGCUUUUUUCUUUGUUUUUUAAAAUGUGUUCCUGCUCUUUAAAAAAUCGCUAAACUUAUUUUCUGUGCCAAAUUCUCUAAAAAUGACAAAGUGCAAAAAGUGUUUACUUUGUUUUGCGUUUGAAUGAAUGAUCAUGGAGCACAUUGGCAGCUACUAUUCCAAGUUGGGUGUCUUUGUAUGUGUAAGAAAAUUCAGUAACUUGGCCUAAAAGACAAAGAAAAUCUCUUCUGUUUCUAUCGAUUAAUAUUUAAUACAGCUUCUGCAUGACAAAAUCUUUUCAUGCUGUGUAAAACUUAAAAAAAAGUCAUUUUCUAUCGCAGCUUCAUCGUGUGCAGCCAUUAAAAAAAAUUGAACAGAUGUUAAAUUAACUAUAUAUGUUUUAUUGUACAAAAAGGUACCUAGCACAACAGACUACAAAUUAUAGUACAGGUCUGUUUUGUUAAUACUUCAGUUUUCAUUGACUCAUUUUGUACGAGUGUAUGUAAGUUUAACAUUCAUAAAACUAACGUUAAACUGUGAUGUGUGCGUAACAGAUGCGUAUGCAUGUACAUGUAAAAUGGACAGCUGUUAGUCAAAUAAAAUGAGCUUUUGUUUUUCUAAAA